This is a messenger RNA of Saccoglossus kowalevskii, 1493 nucleotides long. Its product is annotated as zinc finger protein 233-like. Lineage: Eukaryota; Metazoa; Hemichordata; Enteropneusta; Harrimaniidae. The record is from RefSeq and is a predicted model, not a curated record.
AACCAGAACACUCCAUUACAUAUCGCUGCCUCUAGAGGACACACAUAUACAGUGGAGAGGUUACUACAUAUUGGUGCUAAUGUGAAUGCUGUCAAUAAAGCCGACGAGACUGCAAUUGAGUAUGUGAGGUCUAAAAUUGGUACAGGAAGUAUUCUUCAGAACAAAUUUUACGAAGAAGCUGAGAUAUUGUUGAUUAAAGUGAAAAAGGAACGUGACUAUAAAAUACUGCAGAAGGAGCCUGGAAUCCCCAUCGACGUAACAAAACUACUGUUUUGUGGAGAUGGAGGUGCAGGGAAAACAACUCUGAAGAAGUCUUUACUCAAAGUGUCCAUUGCCACAUCUCACCAAAAGUCACAUGACAAGGUGUCCAUUGUCAUGGCUCACCAAAAGUCACAUGACAAGGCAUCCAUCGCCACAGCUCACCGAAAGUCACAUGACAAGGCAUCCCUUGUCACAUCAACCCAAAUGUCACAUGACAAAGAGUACAUUGUCACGGCUCACCAAAAGUCACAUGACAAGGCAUCCAUUGCCACAGCUUACCAAAAGUCACAUGACAAGGUGUCCAUUGUCACGGCUCACCAAAAGUCACAUGACAAGGUGUCCAUUGUCACGGCUCACCAAAAGUCACAUGACAAAGUGUCCAUUGUCACGGCUCACCAAAAGUCCCAUGACAAGGCAUCCAUUGCCACGGCUCACCAAAAGUCACAUGACAAGGCAUCAAUUGCCAUGGCUCACCAAAAGUUACAUGACAAGGCGUCCAUUGCCAUGGGUCACCAAAAGUCACAUGAUAAAGCAUCCAUCGCCCUGGCUCACCAAAAGUCACAUGACAAGGCGUCCAUCGCCACAGCUCACCAAAAGUCACAUGACAAGGCAUCCAUCACUACAGCUCAACAAAAGUCACAUGACAAGGUGUCCAUUGUCAUGGCUCACCGAAAGUCACAUGACAAGGUGUCCAUUGUCACGGCUCACCGAAAGUCACAUGACAAGGUGUCCAUUGUCACGGCUCACCGAAAAUCACAUGACAAGGCAUCAAUCGCUAUGGCUCACCAAAAGUUACAUGACAAGGCGUAUAUUGCCAUGGGUCAGCAAAAGUCACAUGAUAAGGCAUCCAUCGCCACAGCUCACCAAAAGUCACAUGACAAGGCGUCCAUCACCACAGCUCACCAAAAGUCACAUGACAAGGCGUCCAUUGCCACGGCUCACCAAAAGUCACAUGACAAGGUGUCCAUAGCCAUGGCUCACCAAAAGUCGCAUGACAAGGCAUCCAUUGCCAUGGCUCACCAAAAGUCACAUGACAAGUUGUCCAUCGCCACAGCUCACCAAAAGUCACAUGACAAGGCGUCCAUUGCCACGGCUCACCACAAGUCACAUGACAAGGCAUCUAUGGCCACACUCACCAAAAGUCACAUGACAAGGCAUCCAUUGUCACGGCUCACCAAAAGUCACAUGACAAAGCAUCCAUUGCCAGGGCUCGCCAAAAGUCACAUGACAAG